This is a messenger RNA of Pomacea canaliculata, 8867 nucleotides long. RefSeq names its product guanylate cyclase 32E-like. The transcript has 20 exons. Gene Ontology annotation, molecular function: protein kinase activity; ATP binding; peptide receptor activity. Gene Ontology annotation, biological process: intracellular signal transduction; receptor guanylyl cyclase signaling pathway; cGMP biosynthetic process. Bases 1133 to 4810 code for a protein of 1225 amino acids. NCBI's taxonomy places the organism in Eukaryota, Metazoa, Mollusca, Gastropoda, Architaenioglossa, Ampullariidae. The record is from RefSeq and is a predicted model, not a curated record.
UCAUUUCCGCCUCUCAAACUGCACGCGCGAGCUCGCAUCUAUUUUUAUGCUGAUAAGGCUGCUGGUGGUGGUGGUGGUGUGAGGCUGGUGCACGUCGCUGCUGGUGUACGUCGCGGCGUGUUACAACACCCAGCAUCGCUGUCGUCGAGUGACAGAAGGCGGGACUGACUGUGUGUCUCAUCUGUCUGUCGGUCUGUCUGUCCGUGCGCCCACUACCACGACCGCACUCUAGUCGCUGGCUUGUAUCGCAUGAAUGGCUACUUUUUAAAUUUUUUUCUCUCCUGACCUUGCACUGUGAACCACUUACCGGCUGGUGAACAAACUUUGUGUACAGCGCGUACAGUCGUUGGUGUAGCUGUUACCGAGAACUACAAAGACGAGGGCGAAGUGGUGUUACCCUGGUGUUAACUAUGUCUGCCUCAUGUCAGAGGCUGAGUUGCGAGGAUGUUUGUGAAGUUCAGUGUCGGGAUUGUAAAACUUCGACAGAACUUCCGUGGGUGUUGUUAAACAUGGAGCAGCUGAUUCAACAAGUCGGUGCAGGGCUCGUGACGUUGCUCAGGAGUGAGUAAACUGUUCAGGACUAUGUUUCGCCAACAUCGGAAAGAGGCAGGACAACUGAGAGGAUCUUGGGAAGAUCGUGGUUGUUAAAACUUCGAUACCACACUUGAGCUAUUAAUAACAUUUUACAUUUAUUUUAUGCUGUUUCAGCUGUAUUUUGGGAACUAAAUAAUGUUGGAAAAAGUGAACUAUCGAAAAAGAGGAGUUCCGAUUUUUCUCCAGAAAGUCGUUUUAAAAAUCAUCAGAAAGCUGAAAGAAGAAGUGCAAAGGGACAUUUUCUCUUGCCAGUUAAGACGAGACAGAAACCAAAAGUGAAAUAAGGAGGAAAAUGAAAAGGUAGUUGGAAAUGGAAACUAGUUCUGUUUAAAAAAUACCAUGUGAUACUAAACCUUUUAACCGAGUUGAGUAGGUAGAGGGAUCCAUCCAACAUCACCCACUGGAGAAAACCUUUGUUUCAUCUUCAGAGACGUUAGAUUACUAAUUCAUUGAUUUCUCGCUGUCCUGGUUAUCACUCAACAGAACAAUGCCUCGAUUCAAGAUGUGAGUAUUCCAGUAAUUUUUGUAUGGACGGUCCAUGCAAGUCUGGAAUCAGCAAAAUCCUUCGGCACAACUCACCGCCAACUUCACGCUGGCUUUCUUAACGGCCACGAGCAACAAGGGCCACGGGAAGCUGACAGGUGGCGCCUUCUUCCUGGCCCUGGAGCAUCUGAACGCCAACCAGAGCGACGACAACAUCAGGCUACAUUUCGACUACGUCUUCAAAGAUACUAUGAACAUGGACACGAUGGCGAUGCGCGCCAUGGUGGACACCCACUGCGACAAGAACAACGUGUCUGUCUUCAUAGGACCACCUGACUUCUGUAGUAACGCCGCUGUCCUGGCCACCUCCUUCGACAUUCCUUACAUGUCCUACGACUGUAACGAGAUGCACAGUCUAACGCGCAACAUGAGCGACUACUUGAUCAUCAACGAGGAACCUUCUGGAAUUUAUGUUUCGAAGUUCAUCGUCUCCGUGCUUCAAGGUUUUGGCUGGAAGUCCUUCUGGCUCGUUGGUGGGGCCGAAGGAGUGACCAACGUAUGGGCGGACACAACUAACAUCCUCAAUUCCUUGGCUACCAGUCAUGGGUUAACCCUAAACGGCAUUAACCGCGAGCCUCUGAACGACGCUUACCAUUCUUCUAAAACCUCUAGUCACAAUCCUUAUCCUGAUAUCAUCAAUAAUUCCACAAGAAAGACACGUGUCUAUGUUUUUCUGGGAGACUAUAAUGCACUGGUGGACUUUGUGCGCGCGCUACAUGACAGGACAGGGUCCGCGAGAGGAGAGUAUGUUGUCGUGGCAUUGGACGACACGAAGCAACAACGUAAUAACAAGACCAGCUUCCUCCGUAUUGACGAGACCAAUCGUAAUGUGACCUCCAAUGACCUGGAGGUGUUCAGAAACGUGCUGCUAUUACGGAGUCUGCAGCCGACAACUGAGCAGAAGGACUUCGCCAAAUUGGUGUACGAGUAUAACUACCAGGAUCCUAUCAACUUGACCAAGGGGAUCAUUUCUGCUGUUCCGAAACUGCGCCAAGAAGCUUUCUAUAUCUACGACGCCGUGAUGCAUUAUGGGGAAGCCGUUCGCCAGCUGAUUAAAUUAGGCCAGGAUCCAUAUAACGGACAAAACGUAGUGAACACUUUGCGGAGCACCUACAGAAAAAGUAUUCAAGGUUUUAAUGUCUACAUUAACGACCGCGGUGAGAGUGAGGGUACGUACGCCUUGAUGAGCGUGGCUUCGGACAGAAGUGGAAAACUGCUCCCGUGGAUGUGGCCGGUGGGCAACUUCAAUGUCAGCUCUUACAAUGGAUCAGCUAAUUACUCCCCCGGAGAUAAAACUAUCGCCUGGAUUAACGGAAAACCAAAUCAUGAACCACAAUGUGGUUUUGAUGGCGCCAAAUGCGAGAAUAAGGACAAGCCGUGGGAGCAUCCUCUGAUGAUCGCUGGACUGGUCCUGUCGUUGGUGUUGGCUGUAGGAGCAGCCUUCCUCAUCUUCAGGCACGUGUUGUACGAGCAGCGACUGGACCGCUUGUCCUGGAAGAUCGAGUUCUCCGCCAUCGAGCUGCUGGAUGCUGGGCAGGUUCGCCAGAUGAUAUCGCCUGGAAGACCACGGAAAAAAGUCCAGAGCCGCUGGAAGGCGUUCCUGGGUUCCACGGACAUGGCGAUGGCAUCCGAGCAGGAGCGAGAGAGGAAGCUGCGCAAGGAGAGCCUGCUAGGAGCAGCCGGCAUCAAGGUUGGCGUGUACAGAGGAAGUCACGUGGCGGUGCGCAUGGUGGUGCGCAAGCACGUGGAGGUCAACCGCGCUCUGAAGAAGGCGCUGAUGAUGCGCAAGGAGAUGAACCACGAGAACAUCAACCGCUUCAUCGGCGCGUGCAUCGACCUUCCCCGCGUCUACAUCGUCAGUCAGUUCUGCUCGCGACACAGCCUGCAGGACAUCUUGAAGAACGAAGAUUCGCCUCUAGAUGACAUGUUCAUCACCUCCCUGGUGCAGGAUCUCUACAAGGGCAUGACCUUUAUCCACGAUAGUGAGUUCGGGUACCAUGGCAACCUGAAAUCCUCCAAGUGUCUGGUGGACAGCCGCUGGGUUCUCAAGAUAAACGACUUCGGUGUUGGUGCUUUGAUGGCCAGGACGUGCCUGAGCCCAGUCUUCAGGGCGACGAGUACUGUGCCGUGGUUUGAGGGUGAUUUAAAAUUCCCGCUGACUUUGGCCACAGGUCUGCUGUGGAGAGCCCCAGAGCUGCUGAGGACAGGUAUCCCACCGCCACAGGGCUCUCAGAAGGGGGAUGUGUACAGCUUCGCCAUCAUCCUGUAUGAACUCUAUGGACGUCGCGGGCCUUGGGGGGACACCAAGCUUUCAAACUCAGACAUUGUAAGGCGCCUACGGACCGAGGACUACACCAAGCAAGCCAGCGUGCCUCCCUUCAGACCCGACACCAGUGUCCUGCAGGUCAAGGCCGGGGUCGUGCCCCUCAUUCACGAGUGUUGGCACCCGGACCCUGACCAGCGGCCGGACUUCAAGAACACCAUCCGCCUCAAGCUGAAACCUCUUCAGCAGGGACUGCUCAAGUCCAACAUCAUCGACAACAUGCUCGCCAUGAUGGAGAAGCACGCGCAGAACCUGGAGGUGGUGGUGGCGGAAAGGACAGAACAGCUGUCGAUGGAGAAGCGGAUGACCGAGAACCUGCUGCUGCGCAUGCUCCCAAGGUCAGUAGCAGAGCUGCUAAAGCACGGGCAGCCUGUGGCUCCGGAGCAGUACGACCAGGUGUCCAUCUACUUCAGCGACAUCGUCGGCUUCACAGAACUGUCGGCGCAGAGUACGCCCAUGCAGAUCGUGGACAUGCUCAACGACCUCUACACGUGCUUUGACUCCAUCGUUGAGAAUUAUGACGUGUACAAAGUGGAGACCAUUGGUGACGCCUACAUGGUGGUGAGUGGUCUGCCCCUGCGUAACGGCAUGCGGCACGCGGGCGAGAUCGCAUCCAUGUCGCUGCACGUGCUGGCCGCAGUCACCACCUUCCGCAUCCGCCACCGUCCGGACGCCACGCUCAAAAUCCGGAUAGGGAUCCACACAGGUCCUUGCUGUGCCGGUGUCGUGGGGCUCAAGAUGCCGCGCUACUGCCUCUUCGGCGACACCGUCAACACCGCCUCCCGCCUGGAGACCACUGGCGAGGCACUCAAGAUCCACUGCAGCCAGGAGUGUCGAGACAUUCUUGAAGUGCUUGGCGGUUAUCACUUAAUUCAGCGCGGUCUAAUCGACAUGAAGGGUAAAGGCAAGAAGAUGACGUAUUUCCUGCUAAGCGAGGAUACCUCGCAGCGCAUGCGUCGUAUCAGUGAGGAGAGACUGAGUCCUGGAGGCUGGCGAGAACAAAGAUGUGUAUCAGCCAGCAACAUGGACUACAACGGCAAGAUCUUCUUCAUGGAGAACGGCACGGUUCGCAAGCUCAGCGGGGAUCACUACUCCAGGCACCAGCACCUGGAACUGUCCAAUGACAGCGCAGGCUGUAACCACGUGACCAGGCACAGCCUCUCCAGCAUCGCAUCUUCGGGUGCGUCUGGCACAGUCACCUCUCCCAGCAACUCGCAGAACGGUGCCGGGGUGUUCGAAGAACUGGCGGAGAUGCAGUGCCUGCUGGACAACACCCGGACUAAGACAGUCCCGGCCACCCGAUCCAGUCUCAGUAUGUUCAGUAGAGACGGUCUGGAAACUCACUUGUAGCCAAAGCUGUGCUUCGGUACUCCACUUUCGCGAUGUGAACACAACGAGAAAAAGGCGCUUGAGGAACCGGAAGUCCCGUGACUAAAGGACAUCGACGCAGUUCUUGUUGAUUCACUUCUUGUUUUGCUAGUGCCACGAUUCCAGAUAUAUUUUACAGAGUCCGAAACCUAUUGUACAUAGUAUCUGUUAUUUUUGGUUACUGUUGACAUUCUGUCAGUCCCUGCCAUAUUUAAUGGACGCCCAAAAUGUGCAUAAUAUGAAAUUAUUGCUUUCUUCUCGGCAUAUUGAUGAUAUUUAAGACUGAUUAUCACACACUUACAUCGGCAUUGACGAGGUUCUAGCCAGAUGUGUCUUUUAAUUGUACUUUCUUUCAUCGAAAGUUGGGUUUUUUUUUUUAUCUUCUCCUGGCCGCAUUUCUGUUUGUACAUUUUCUCCUCGCACCGUUUUACAUGUACAGCAUUCUGUGAUUUGAAACUCGCUAGCCUCGCGCCUUCAUGAAGACAGUUUCUAAACACAUUACUCAGUGCACUCUAUAAUUAACUGAAUAAAUAUUUUGCACGUGAUCCAUGUAAAUGUCACAUCCAGGUCAUCGUCAGCCCUUCCUGUGCAGUCUCGAGAAUCUUCCUCACUCAUUGUGGCUUCAGCGACAAACGACGGAGGAUGUCACGACAUCACGUGACAUUCACUGUCAUGUCCACCGUGACAUCGUCUGCAUGCUAAAGUGUGUGACCAUCAUGUCACAGUUUAUGAAAUGUCAUAGUAUUAUAUGUCGAAAUGGGUGAUAUGUGUGACAUAUGCUAAGAUGUGUGUAUGUCAUAGAGUGUGAUAUAUAUAUAUAUACUGUUGAAGUUUACAUGUAAUUUGUUGUUGAGAUUAUUGCCCGACUUUCAUUCUGUGAUGGCAUGAUGUCUGGGACAGGGAUAGCAGGUGUGUCUGUUCAGACAACAAGAUAUCAAAACCUUUGUCAAGAAGAAAAAUACUUAAGGUAAGGAGGGAGGGAACUGUGGUUUUCGUUGUUGCACUUUGUUUUGUAUAAAAUAUUCCUUUCUUUGGAAAUGAUAGUCAAUAUUUUGUCACAUUUUUUUCAUGUAGAACAACUUCUGCAAAAGUAAUCAAGGCGAGUGUAUGUCAAAGGGAGAAUACCAGUUGUUACCGUUAAGGGAAUCUGGAGUUAUCUACCUUCCCGCUGACUUCGACUCGACUUCUAUAUCUACCUGACAGUCGUCAAAGCCAAAGUAAUCCAACUCCACGGUCCUGUUACCUGGGACAAAAUGAUCUCAUCAAGUCAACUGUUUUAUAUGCGAAUUUCUGGAUCGCGAAUCUUGUUUGUAUUUAUUCUUCAAACAUUUAUUCUUCAGUUUCGUUUUCAAUUUUAUUUUUAGAUUUUUGUUUGCUGUAAGUGGCCAUUUGCUCACCUGUUGGCACUAUAUCCCUAUUUAUUAUCCAGAUACAAACAAUAAUUGUAGAAGCAACGAGGUGGCUAAAAUGAUUGUCUUUCGUCUGCCCUGUUGUAGGCCUGUCGAGUCGAUGACUAGUUCCACACUUAUCUGUUCUUUUUAUUUAGUUAGACUUUCACGCUAAUUAAUUUUAUUUAAUUAGACAUUCACGCUAAGGUCAAAGUUAAUUGACAUAAUACUCGAAUGUGCUUCUCUGAGGGGCUGCUUCUACAGUUUCGACAUGAAUGUCAGUUUAGAAGAAAAACAGGAUAGAAAGAAGGAAAUCAUUUAUCUAAAGCAGGCAGAUGACUGCUUACAGCACUUUCCUCUUUUCUUCUCUCCUAGCAUGGAAAAGUAUUCUAAAAUUUAUUAUUAUUAUUAUUAUUAUUAUUAUUAUUAUUAUUAUUAUUAUUAUUAUUUACAGCGUGAUUAUGUCGCCUUUACAGAGGCACUACACUGUGCACUCACUCAGUGCCUCUUCUAUGCUCUACGUGUCAACGGCAUAGUAAUUAAUAAAUGGAUGUACACUGUAUAUCAGAGUGUUUACUAAGCUCAUAUGCCCAAAAUCCAAGAAGUCACAUACUUUUACAAAUGUUGCACUAUGCUUGCAUUAUCUACCUUUUUUUAGUGUAACAUCUGGUCAAUGUUUAAAGAAAAAGUCAUGGAGAAGGGCAAGUUGGUUUCUAUAGAAACUGGCUUUCUGCACUGUUUGUCCGCAAAAUAUUGGGCCGCAAAACAAUCGUUAAUUACAAUUGAGUUUUAAAACAACAUUAGAGCCACAAAAAGAGGAUGUCAUGCUGUACUGUCGAGUGAUGUCAAUAAAACCAUCAGGUAUGGGAGUUAAAAGAGCAGUGGGGUGAACACUUCUAAUGAAUGGGUAAAGCUCGGCUCCAGCUGGUAUUUCUUUCAGUUCUCGAGCUACACGCCCACAAAUAUAAUCAUGCACAGAAAGAGACCAACAGCUCAUACAUCUGGUAUGUACAUAGAUACCUUACUUUAUAAAGGUCUCAGCAGGACCAUCUGUUAAACACACGUAUCUGUGUACAAAUGAGUGGUCAUGAUGUUGAACUCUUGCUUGUUUGGUAAUGUUUGGCGAUUGCUUUCUCGAGAAGGGAGGAUUUGGAAUGUACCAGAUUUAGGUGGGUAACUUCUUAUUUUCACUUUUAUCCAAUAAUUACACCUAUUACUCCUUGAACUGACAGUAUCCUAAGCGAGUUCGUCAAAACGCUGAAACCCAGGGCUCGGCGCAAACACAUUUUGAAUAUUGAAAACAUUUAAGUCUGCAGUUUAUUUAGUUUUACAGAAAGCUUUGAAACGCAGUUUUAAAACAUUGUAAACUAAAAUCAUUUUUUUUUUAAGUUUAAUUAGGAUUUUCGCCUCCAUUAGAACACCCUGGUACAAAAAAACAACAACAACAACAACAACGGCGGCUCCCAUUGAAAAUAUAAUUAUAACAUAAUAUUUCAAUGUCGCAGAUGCAUGCUUUGAUGUAGCAAACGUCGAAGACGUUGUCUGGAUAAAGAUCUCUGUGAGAAUGAAGAAGAGCAUUGCAAAACUGAAUGCACCUCCUUGUUUCCUUGUUUGAUUACUUGCGUUGAGACCAGUCCCCUUCAUCUCUCCAUUUUAUUUUAUUUGUUUGGUCACGUGCUAGAGUCGGUUUGCUUUCGCCAAAGAGUAUGUAAACAUGGCGGUGCACAUAAAUCGUCCCGAAGCUGUGUUUUAGAUGCUGUUGUGUGUAUUUGAUUCCUUGGCAACCUGACAUUUUUAGAAGACAGCAUUCAAAACCUUAGUACCUAUUAUUUAAGCUCACAUUGACAGCUGUACCUUUCGAAAUGAUGGGUUUGUAAAAAAAAAGUUAAAUCUUAAAUUUUUCUGUCUUGCUCGAGUUUGGCCAGAUCGCAUUGCGAGGAUAAAAUUGGACAAAUCCGAUGCUUUCUCAAUAGCUCAUUAUUUUCACCAACUGAAAAAGUACAGAGGACACUGGUUUAUCAGGUGCAAAUGUUGAAAUUCAUCCACGUGAUAUCCCUGUCUUACAUGUGUUAACAUAUUUACUCAUCGUUAGAGCUGCAGCUCGUGUGGUGCCAGUCCACGUGACUUGUUAGAACUGAAUAUUGUAAAAAGGUGAGAGCAGGACUCACGACAGGUUUUCACCGAACUAUCACUGAUAUGAGUGAAGACUAAACAAGGUUCAAAGCGAGAGGAAUAGUUUUCUGUGGAAACAUUGGUGACUAGUGUUUGUGAGCGUGCGUGCGUGCGUGUGUUCCUAUGUGCAGGUCUUGUAUUUAGGUGCAAUGUGCAUGUGGGUGCAAAUUGUGUGUGUUAGUGUGUGCGUGUGCGUAUAAUUCAGGACCAAUCAGGUAAAUUGAACUUUCGACUGAGUGAAGACACGAGGGAAAAAACCAUGCUUAAAAUGUUACUCAAUCUGCAGUUCUUCUAUUUUUGGGGGGUAGUGGUAAGUUGGGGUUUGACAAGUAUUUUUCUUGUUACUUUGUUCGUCUUCAGAAGUUAGUCGUUCCGUGCGAAUAUUUAAUGUUUCCACCCAUAUGACCACUGAACUGUGCCUUUGUCAGUACUAUACUUCUCAUAAAAAUUCUCAGAAUUAAAACAAAUCCCUUACCCUC